Molecule: messenger RNA, 1596 nt
Organism: Sinocyclocheilus anshuiensis
Lineage: Eukaryota; Metazoa; Chordata; Actinopteri; Cypriniformes; Cyprinidae
Product: conserved oligomeric Golgi complex subunit 8-like
Exons: 5
Coding region: 25-1596 (523 amino acids)
Biological process (GO): intra-Golgi vesicle-mediated transport
Cellular component (GO): COG complex
Source: RefSeq, a predicted model, not a curated record
GGGUUUUGAUCAACACUUUCGAUCAUGGCUGCCGUAGACGUGGAAGAUGAGAGUAUCCUGGCCUCGAUCUUCAAAGACAGCUUUCCUGAGAACUGGAGCGAGAACCCGGACUUCGCGGCGUAUUUGUCGCAGCUGAGCUCGUGCAGUGUGGACGAGUUGAACCGGGAGCCCGAGCGUCUGGCGGAGGAGCGGGCGCAGAUCCUGCAGCAGACCCGAGAACUGGCCUUCACCAACUACAAGACGUUCAUCAGGACCGCGGACUGCACGCAGCACAUCUACGCUGACUUCAGCACGGUGGAGAACUGCCUCUCUAAACUACUGCACAAACUCCCCAGCUUUACUGAGAGAUGCGGAGGUUUUAUUAAGGAGGCAGAGGAGAUCAGCGUCAGCAGGCGUAUAAACAGCCUGACACUGAAUCGACACACUGAGAUCUUGGAGAUUCUGGAGAUCCCUCAGCUGAUGGACACGUCUGUGCGUAACGGAUACUAUGAGGAGGCGCUGGAGCUUGCUGCUUAUGUGAAGAGACUGGAGAAAAAACAUUCAUCACUUCCUGUCAUUCAGGGAAUUGUGCAUGAGGUUCGACUGUCUGCUCAGCUCAUGCUGAACCAACUUCUUCAACAACUGCGUAGUAAUACACAGCUCCCGGUUUGUCUGCGCGUGAUCGGAUACUUGCGCAGAAUGGACAUUUUCACCGAAGCCGAGCUGCGUGUCAAGUUCCUGCAAGCCCGUGGAAGUUGGCUGCGCUCUAUUCUCGCCGCCGUCCCGGAUGAAGACCCUUACUUCCACAUUACCAAAACCAUCGAAACCUGCCGCGUGCAUCUCUUCGACAUCAUCACCCAGUAUCGUGCCAUAUUUUCAGACGAGGAUCCGUUGCUGCUGCCCGGUGGUCAGGCGUUGAACGAGAGCGCCAUCUUUCACGGCUGGGUGGUGCAGCAGGCGGCGCAGUUUUUGGAGACCCUCGAUCGGGACCUCCAGCGUGGUGUGGGAAGCCGCUUGGACUCUCUGCUCGGCCAGUGCAUGUACUUCGGCCUUUCAUUUAGCCGGGUUGGGGCGGAUUUCCGUGGCCAACUCGCUCCCAUAUUUCAGCAGGUUGCCAUGGACACAUUCCGGAAGGCUGUUCAGGAAGCGGUGGACAAGUUCCAAGAGGAUAUUAACUUGUACACGCUGAUUUCUCUGCCGUCCAUACUUGGAAGCACCAUUCCUCCGGCGGUCCUGAGCACCCAGCCGGGCACACUGCAGCCCCCCAUGGCCCUGCUGGAUUUCCCACCUCUAGCCUGCUUCCUCAAUAACGUCCUGACAGCCUUCAAUGACUUACGACUGUGCUGCCCUAUUGGACUCGCACAAGAAGUUAGCAGAUGUGUUGAGGAAGCCCUUUUUAAGGUGACCAAGCUGAUCCUGGUUUUCCAUCGAGCCGAGGAAUCUGCCUUCAGUAGCCGUGAACGGGAUUUAUUUGUUCAGUUCUGCAGUGCAUUUGCUGAAGACAUGGUGCCAUUCUUGAACCGAUGUUUACAGGUUCUCUUUCCUCCAGCCCAGCUUGCUCUCGUGCUAGGUGAAUAUCUUCAGGAUAACAUCGACAUUUUUAUGCAGCUUAUCUAA